UCCAAAAAAAAAAUCUUUCCAUGUUUUAACACAGAUGAUAAUUUUAACGUUUGACGAUUGAGUUUUAAUUAAUAAUGCCUUUUGGGUAUUCAUAAAUAAUAAUAAUAUUUAUUUAAACGGUAAAAAUAAAUCAAACUUGAUUUAUCCAUAACGAUAUGAUGAGAGCGAUGUGAACAAGACAAUGGUUUACAGUAAAAUGAUCUAAUACUUCAAUCUUUACGGCUUCCUCUCAUGAUGUCAUGCUUUUGUUUUUCUAGAAGAUGAAUCAUUGUGAUGAAUAUUUAAGUAAAAUAAAAUAAAUCAAACUUGGUGAAAAAUACAUUGUGCAACAUUUAUUCCUUAUCGGAGUUUGCGGUCGGUAUUAUUUUUAAUCGGACUUUGCAGCUUCCGGUAUGACGACUAUGAUAUCACGCGUUUGUUUUUCUAGAUUGCGGUUUCCGUUUCCGUUUCCGGCCUAGCAUUGUACCCAGCAAACAACUCGCAAUUCACGUCAGUCUCUACUUGCCUCUCGUCGAAAUUAGUCGUUUCACUGUGAAAAAUAAAAAAAAAAUGUUUCUGUGCAGCACUUGUGGGGAAUUGUUUUCCUAUAAAAGGAAUUUGACAAGACAUGCGAAGACUUGUAAUGCCAAUGAAAUCCAAACUGCCACGCCCCAAACCAGCGUGGACGAGGGUGCUAGCCUUAGUAAACAUAUGUGCCAAAAAUGUUUGAAAUCCUUUAGCAGAAGUGAUAGUUUAGGCAGGCAUAUGAAGAUUUGUAAAGGAGCCCCUAAUGUCAAUCAGCCUGAACCAAAAAAUUUAGAGAAGACCUCCCUGAAAAGAACAAGCUCUGCCACUAACAUCAAUCAGGCAGAGUCAGAGUCUUCGGUGCCAAAGAGAGCUAGACUUGGUUUCAAUAACGAGCACUUGGUAAUGCAGGAGGAAGGUGUUUACUUAGUUAAUACCUCUUACAAAAACCGAAUUGCUACAUACCGACUUUUAUCGAAAAAAGAUCCUAUCAGCGUUAAUGAUUUUUUAGCUAAUCUCCGCGAAAAAAUCAUUUCGCUGGUAAGAUGCCAAAUCGAAAGGUUUGGUAAUGUGAAAGUCGGUAUGGAGCUUUUCGGGCGUUUCCUCCUGCAGACAAAGGAGGUAGAGGAGACCAAGUCCUUUGGCUCUAGGUUCAGGGGAGCAAGUCAGGGCACCGAUUUGGAGGAGUUGUUUGAUCAGUUCACUACUAUCAUUAAGCGGAGAUUCCAGGAGUUCAAUGAAAAAGAUAGUGGUUGGACUCUUCAGCAACUCCUUCACGUAGAUGUAAGGGUAAAUAAAAUCAACCCACUAAAAGCCUCAUCUUAUAUACCAUUACCGAAGGAAAUAGAAGCGAAAAGGGCUGUGUUGAACAUACAAAACACUGACCAGAAAUGUUUUGUAUGGUCGGUUUUAGCCGCCUUUCACCCAGUUCCCCGAACUCAGAACGCCAACCGAGUCCAGAAUUAUCAUCCAUUUGAGCAGGAAUUGGAUGUGACAGGUAUAGAUUUUCCGAUAUCUUUGAAACAGGUGUCAAAAUUCGAACAACUCAAUAAUAUUUCUAUUAAUGUUUAUGGACUCGAGAAGGGUUAUAAACAUGAUAGGAAUAUUAUUGAAGUUGUGGGUCCUUUGUAUUUUACUAGAUCUCAUAAGACAGAUAGACGUGUGAAUUUGUUAUUAAUCAGUGAUGAUUCUGGCAAUAAUCAUUACUGUUUAAUAAGAAAUAUGUCUCGCCUAAUCUCCAAACAACUUUCAGGCAAACAACAUUCAAAAUUCUUAUGCGAUGGUUGCUUGGUUUAUUUUUCUUCAGAUAUUAAAUUAGAAAAUCAUCAAAAAUACGAUUGUGGUCACGUUGUAGUUGAAACUCCUUCGAAUAAUUUAAAGAAAAAUAAAUAUGGUGAAAAUAUUCCCGAGAAUAUCCUUAAAUUUACGAAUUUCGAACGAAAAUUAAAAGUACCUUUUGUUGUAUACGCUGAUUUUGAAACUAUUUUGGAACCUAUACAAACAGAGCAAAACGAGUUGGAUCCUGAAAUUUCCUAUACGGUGAAAACACACCAACACGUUCCUUAUUCUUUUGCCUAUUACAUUAAAUGCGAUUUUGAUAAUUCUCAGUCGAUUUUCAAGACUUUUAGAGGACCUGAUGCACAUAAAGUUUUCAUAGAUUGGUUAGAGACUGAUUGUAAAUCAAUCUACAAUCGAUUUAUGAAAAAUAUUGUAUCCAUGUCUCCUCUCAGUAGCGUACAAGAAGCUGAGUUUUAUCAGAUGACGCAUUGUCAUAUUUGCGAAAGACCGUUUAAUGUGGAAGAUGACAGAGUAAGGGACCACUGUCAUCUGACAGGAAAAUAUCGAGGUGCGGCUCACUCUGUUUGUAAUCUAAAUUUUAAAAUACCUAAUUUCAUUCCUGUGUUCUUCCACAAUAUGUCAAAUUUUGACAGCCAUCUUUUUAUAAAAGAAUUGGCUGUGGAGGAAGAACGAUUGGACGUCAUUCCCCAAAACAAAGAAAGAUAUAUUUCUUUUACAAAAUAUAUUAUGGUGGGGGAUGACGACAAUAACCAGGAAAAGCGACAACAAAAGUUAUUUUUAAAAUUAAGAUUUUUGGAUAGUUUUCGAUUUAUGGCAUCAAGCCUGGAUAAACUAAGUCAAAAUUUAACAUCACAGCAGUGUCGCGAGGUUAGAAAGUAUUUCCCUAACGAAGAAGAAUUUAAGGUUAUUCGUAUGAAGGGUGUUUUCCCAUAUUCGUACGUAGAUUCCUUUUCCAAAUUAGACGAUACCAAGCUUCCACCCAUUGAUGGUUUCUAUAACGAACUUAGAAAAGAAGCCAUCAAACAAGGAGAUUACGAGCGUGCAUUGAACGUAUGGAAUUUAUUUAAAUGUCAAACUUUAGGCGAAUAUUCAGAUAUAUAUUUAAAAUCCGACGUACUAUUAUUAACUGAUGUUUUUGAGAAUUUUAGAGAGGUGUGUCUACAAACAUACGGUCUAGAUCCUUGUCAAUACUUCACCGCACCAUCUCUGUCCUUUGACGCGGCUUUAAAAACUACAUCUAUCGAGCUGAAAUUAUUGACAGAUCUAGACAUGAUACAUUUCUUUAAACACGGGAUUCGCGGCGGUGUCAGUCAAUGUAGUGUUAGAAAAGCUAUCGCGAAUAACAAAUUUAUGUCUAUAUACGACGCUUCCAAACCUACUUCCUACAUUAUGUACUUGGAUGCUACCAAUUUAUAUGGUGCAGCCAUGUCGCAAUAUCUACCAACAGGUAACUUUACGUGGCUAACAGAAGAAGAAAUUUCAAACUUAAAUUUUAUGAAUAUCGAUAAAAAUUCUAAUAUAGGUUAUGUUUUUGAAGUCGAUUUAGAGUAUCCGGAGCAUUUACAUGAUUUACACAACGAAUUACCCUUUUGCCCAGAGUCCGUUCAACCAGAGGGAUCUAAAGUUUCAAAAUUAAUCCCCAAUUUUAAUUCUAAAGUUAGAUAUGUAAUUCAUUAUCAAAAUUUACAACAAGCGUUGAACCAUGGUCUGAAACUUGCCAAAAUUCAUCGCAUUUUAUCAUUUAAUCAAUCUCCCUGGUUGAAAACCUACAUUGAUCUAAAUACAGCAAAGCGUAAUAACGCUGAAAAUAAGUUUGAAAAAGAUUUUUUCAAACUUAUGAAUAACGCUGUAUUUGGAAAGACAAUGGAGAACGUGGAGAAACGGGUAAAUAUUAAGUUAGUUACCCACUGGGAAAAUAUUGGUAGAAAGCUAGGGGCAGAAGCGUACAUUUCCAAACCGCAUUUUAAAGACUUGACGAUUUUUAGCGAGAAUUUAGUCGCAAUACAUAUGGCUAAACAGAAAAUCGUAUAUAAUAAACCUAUUUACGUAGGUUUUUCAAUUUUGGAAAUUUCCAAAACUAUUAUGUAUGAUUUUUUGUAUAGUUAUAUUAAACCAAAGUACGGUAAUAAAGCCUCACUGCUCUACACUGACACCGAUUCUCUAAUUUUACAAAUUCAAACCGACAAUUUUUAUGAUGACAUGCGCGAAAAUUUGGAUAGAUUCGAUACGUCAAAUUACUCGCAAAACAAUCCACACGAUAUUCCUGUAAAUUCGUCUGUGUUGGGCCGUAUGAAGGAUGAAUAUGCAGGAAAAAUUUUGUGGGAGUUUUAUGGAACUGGGGCUAAAGCAUAUUGUGUAAAUGUGGAUGGUGAGUUAACGAAAAGGCCAAAGGCGUGCUGA
Sitophilus oryzae (rice weevil) is the source of this 4203-nucleotide messenger RNA. RefSeq lists its product as uncharacterized. The record is from RefSeq and is a predicted model, not a curated record. The transcript is spliced from 7 exons. Gene Ontology annotation, molecular function: nucleotide binding; nucleic acid binding. The coding region runs from base 550 to 4203 and encodes 1217 amino acids. NCBI's taxonomy places the organism in Eukaryota, Metazoa, Arthropoda, Insecta, Coleoptera, Curculionidae.